AUCCCGCUCCCUAUCCCGCUCCCUGCCCGCUCCCUUGCUCUCCCUCCCCCGCCCCCCCACGCGGCGGUGUCUAUCAUUGUACCACCACCGUUUGUUGUUGAUCUACUGCACUUUGUUUGCCGCUCAGCAGCAGCAAAAGAACGAAGCAGCAGAAUCAACAUUGGAUGGUUGUUUCCCCGCCAUUUCCACUUCCCAACCCCAAUCCGGCCAAGCCCCCCCCACUACCGUGGCCACCACCAGAGACUCAGGACACACGUUCGCGAUGGUUUCAUCCCAUUGAAGCAUCACUCAACCGCAGCAGCUGCUUUGUCAUGCUGCUUCGCUUCGCCCCUGUGCCUUUGCCUUCAUCUUCGCCUUCAUCCUCCUCCUCUUCUUCCUCCGAUAACCGUUCCAGCCAACCCUGCUAACGCCUACUCCGCUCCACAGAUCCCAUCAAUUGUCAGCGAUGACACACUCCCCAUCAUCUUCAUCCGUCGACGACGCCGCCGAGAACACUGCCGACGAAGAGGAUUCCGAAGAUUAUUGCAAGGGCGGCUACCACCCCGUCCAGGUCGGCGAGAAGUUCAAGGAGGGCAAAUACACUGUCGUGCGCAAGCUCGGCUGGGGCCAUUUUUCCACCGUCUGGCUCUCCCGCGACAAUGUCAGUGGCAAGCACGUCGCCCUCAAGGUCGUCCGUUCUGCCGCCCACUACACCGAGACAGCCAUCGACGAGAUUAAACUUCUCAAUAAGAUUGUCCAGGCCAAACCUGACCAUCCCGGCCGUAAGCAUGUCGUCAGCCUCCUCGACUCGUUUGAGCACAAGGGACCCAAUGGCACCCACGUCUGCAUGGUGUUCGAGGUCCUGGGCGAGAACCUGCUCGGCUUGAUCAAGCGCUGGAACCACCGUGGUAUCCCCAUGCCCCUCGUCAAGCAGAUCACCAAGCAGGUUCUCCUCGGCCUCGACUACCUCCACCGCGAAUGCGGUAUCAUCCACACCGAUCUCAAGCCCGAAAACGUCCUCAUCGAAAUUGGCGAUGUCGAGCAGAUCGUCAAGCGCGUCGUCAAGCCCGAGACCCCCGACAAAGAGAACAACCGCAAUGGCCGCCGCCGCCGGAGGACUCUCAUCACAGGCAGUCAGCCUCUGCCCUCACCCCUCAACACCAGCUUCAACCACACCAACCUCUUUCCCUCCCAAGCCGGACAUGCUAGCCUUGCUGGCGUGCUCAACGAAGGCAACAAGUCUAAGGACUCCUCCCCGAAGGCCGAAGAUUCCCAGAAGCAGCGAGAGAAGUCUGCGGAUCUCCUUAGCCGAGAAGUCUCGGGCAUUUCCCUCGACAAGUCGAACUCGCCAUCUGCAUCCACAGGCGAGAAGCGCAAGGCCGAGGACGCUCACGCCUUCGACAUUAUCAGCGUCAAGAUUGCGGACCUGGGCAAUGCCUGCUGGACCAACCACCACUUCACCAACGACAUCCAGACAAGGCAAUAUCGGUCACCCGAGGUGAUUCUGGGUGCCAAGUGGGGUGCUAGCACUGACGUCUGGAGCAUGGCCGCUAUGGUGUUUGAGCUCAUCACGGGUGAUUAUCUCUUCGACCCUCAAUCGGGCACCAAGUACGGUAAAGACGACGACCAUAUCGCCCAGAUUAUCGAAUUGCUUGGGCCGUUUCCCAAGUCGCUAUGUCUUAGCGGUAAGUGGAGCCAGGAGAUUUUUAACAGAAAGGGAGAAUUGCGCAACAUCCACCGCCUUCGGCAUUGGGCUCUGCCAGACGUGCUCAGGGAAAAGUACCACUUUAAAGAGGAGGAGGCGAAGCGCAUCGCGGAUUUCCUGACUCCAAAAUUGGAGCUGGUGCCUGAGAAGCGUGCCAACGCAGGCGGCAUGGCAGGCCACAUAUGGUUGGAUGACACGCCGGGAAUGAAGGGCCUGAAGAUUGAGGGCCUGGAAGUUGGCUCACGUGGAGAUGGCAUCGAUGGCUGGGCGACGGAAGUGAGAAAGCGAUAAACGGCGGGAUACGCUUCAAGAAGUCGCGGACAGAGACGAGCCGGACACCAAAGGUAUCAAGAAGCACAAUGGUGGGUCUCUCUUGGAGGACUUGCGCAGCUUGUUUGAAUCUCGGUAUCUUGGUCUUUUUGGGAGAUACCUCUUGACCUGGUUAUGUGCCCGAAGCGAAGAACAGCGCAGUCUGUCUUGUUACCUCUUGCUUGUUUUUUUUUUGCUGUCUUGUUCAA
This is a messenger RNA of Ilyonectria robusta, 2202 nucleotides long. Its product is annotated as kinase-like domain-containing protein. Bases 446 to 1975 code for a protein of 509 amino acids. Gene Ontology annotation, biological process: regulation of mRNA processing; spliceosomal complex assembly; protein phosphorylation. The transcript has 4 exons. The record is from RefSeq and is a predicted model, not a curated record. Gene Ontology annotation, molecular function: protein kinase activity; ATP binding. NCBI's taxonomy places the organism in Eukaryota, Fungi, Ascomycota, Sordariomycetes, Hypocreales, Nectriaceae.